CCCAUCCCUUCUCCCCAAGCUGAGCAGAGAGGGUGACCUUGAAGAGGCCACAAGCGCAGCAGCAAUAUGGCCUCGGCUGCCUCUGUGACCAGCCUGGCAGAUGAGGUCAACUGCCCCAUCUGCCAAGGGACCCUCAGGGAGCCGGUCACCAUUGACUGUGGCCACAACUUCUGCCGCAUCUGCCUCACCCGCUACCUUGAGAUCCCCAGCCCGGACCCCGAGGAGCCCCCAACCUGCCCACUCUGCAAGGAGCCUUUCCGCCCAGGGAGCUUCCGGCCCAAUUGGCAGCUGGCCAGCGUGGUGGAGAACAUUGAGCGUCUCAAGCUGGUGUCCCGGCUGGACAUAGAAGAGGAGGACAUCUGCCCCGAGCAUGGGGAGAAAGUCUACUUCUUCUGCGAGGAUGAUGAGAUGCAGCUGUGCGUGGUGUGCCGGGAGGCCUGGGAGCACCGUGCCCACACUGUGCGCUUCCUGGAGGACGCGGCUGGGCCCUACAGGGAACAAAUACAGAAGUGUCUUGAGUGUCUAAGAAAGGAGAGAGAGGAGAUUCAAGGAAUUCAGUCAAGAGAAAAUCGAAGGAUACAAGUCCUCCUGACUCAGGUGGCCACCAAGAAACAAAAAGUGAUUUCUGAGUUUGCACAUCUGAGCCAGUUCCUGGAGGAACAGCAGAGCAUCCUCUUAGCCCAGUUGGAGAGGCUGGAUGGGGACAUCUUGAAGCAUCGGGAUGAGUUUGAUGUCCGGGUCACUGGGGAAGUCAGCCGGUUUAGCACCCUCAUCGAAGAACUGGAGGAGAAGGAGGACAGGCCAGCAAGGGAGCUCCUGAUGGAUAUCAGAAGCACUCUAAUAAGAUGUGAAACCAGAAGGUGCCGGAAACCAGAGGCUGUAUCCCCUGAGCUGGGCCAGAGGAUUCGGGACUUCCCCCAGCAGGCCCUCCCUCUGCGAAAGGAGAUGAAGAUGUUUCUGGAAAAACUCUGCUUUGAGUUGGAUUAUGAGCCAGCUCACCUCUCUCUAGACCCCUGGACUUCCCACCCGAAGCUCCUCUUGUCUGAGGACCACCAGCAGGCUCGCUUCUCCUAUAAAUGGCAGAAGUCACCAGACAGCCCCCAGCGUUUCGACCGGGCCACCUGUGUCCUGGCCCAUGGUGGCUUCACUGGGGGGAGACACACGUGGGUGGUGAGUGUGGACUUGGCUCCCGGGGGCAGCUGUACCCUGGGUGUGGUCAGUAAGGACAUCCGGCGGAAGGGGGAGCUUCGGCUGCGGCCAGAGGAGGGGGUGUGGGCGGUGAGACUGGCUUGGGGCUUCGUCUCUGCCCUGGGCUCCUUCCCCACCCGCCUGGCCCUGGAUGAGCAGCCCCAGCAGGUGCGUGUGUCUGUUGACUACGAGGUGGGCUGGGUGACCUUUGCCAAUGCCGUCACUCAGGAACCCAUCUACACCUUCACUGCCUCCUUCACCCAGAAGAUCUUUCCCUUCUUUGGGCUCUGGGGACGAGGGUCCAAGUUCUCCCUGAGCUCCCUAGAGGGUGCAGCUAACCUCCCCUAA
Messenger RNA from Lipotes vexillifer (Yangtze River dolphin), 1536 nucleotides. It is a transcript of the gene TRIM10, whose product is annotated as tripartite motif containing 10. The transcript has 7 exons. The coding region runs from base 67 to 1536 and encodes 489 amino acids. NCBI's taxonomy places the organism in Eukaryota, Metazoa, Chordata, Mammalia, Artiodactyla, Lipotidae. Gene Ontology annotation, molecular function: zinc ion binding; protein binding. The record is from RefSeq and is a predicted model, not a curated record.